This is a messenger RNA of Anoplophora glabripennis (Asian longhorned beetle), 1812 nucleotides long. Its product is annotated as soluble guanylate cyclase 89Db-like. The transcript is spliced from 13 exons. NCBI's taxonomy places the organism in Eukaryota, Metazoa, Arthropoda, Insecta, Coleoptera, Cerambycidae. The record is from RefSeq and is a predicted model, not a curated record. Gene Ontology annotation, cellular component: guanylate cyclase complex, soluble. Gene Ontology annotation, molecular function: heme binding; guanylate cyclase activity; oxygen sensor activity. Gene Ontology annotation, biological process: response to oxygen levels; cGMP biosynthetic process; nitric oxide-cGMP-mediated signaling. The coding region runs from base 1 to 1812 and encodes 603 amino acids.
AUGUAUGGUAUGUUACUGGAGAGCGUGCAGCACUAUGUGCAGCUGGAAUACGGAGAAGAAAUCUGGAAAGAAAUCUUGAAAGUUGCGAACUGUAAAUAUACAGUUUUCAAUACGCAUCAAGUAUAUCCUGAUCAUAUUUUAUCAUCGCUUGCAACAGCUUGUGCUACAGUGACACAUGCAUCUUAUGACAGCUUCAUGAAUUUCUUUGGAAGAUGUUUUGUGAGAUACUUUACAAAUUUUGGAUACGAUGUGACCAUUAGAGCUACCGGCAGAUUUUUUACUGAUUUUCUUGAAAGUGUUGACAACAUUCACACUCAGUUCCGUUUCACUUAUCCCAAGAUGCAAAGCCCUUCCAUGUAUUUAACGAAUGUCGAUGCAAAUGGAUGCAUUCUGGUCUAUAGAAGCGGUAGGCAGGGAUUUACUCAGUAUGUCAUGGGUCAGCUAUUACAAAUUGCAAAAGAUUUUUUCAAUUUGAAAUUGGCAGUGAAGGUACUUGAAAAAGCUAAUUCUUCAACUGGCACAAAAAAUUUUGUUAUAGUUACUUUUAGGCUAGAUUUUGACAACAGGUCGUACGUAAGUAGAAUAUUACAUGUAACAAAAGAGAUUCUAGGACUAUUGCCUGCGUUUCCAUGUAAGAUGUUAUUGGAACUGUUUCCGUUUGGUAUAAUAAUGAACCCAAGCAUGAAAAUUAUGGGAAGCGGAGACAAGUUCAUUGAUAUAUGGCGGGGAGAAGAUACUUUUCUGAAUAAACCAAUUGAACACUUCUUCACUCUCAGGAGACCUAAGGGUAUAUCUUUCUCUUGGAAAAAUACUCUUAAUCUGCAGUCGGUGAUGUUCGAGUUAGAAUGCAACAGAGGAUACGUAAAUGUAGACAAGCCAUCAAAUGGAAGUGACUCGCCUAUUCCAGGAACAAAGAACGUUCUUCUUAAAGGGCAAAUGAAAUAUAUACGAGACAUACAUGCUAUAAUAUUCUUAUGCAGCCCUGUAAUAAAUGAUCUAGAUGAACUACCAGAACAAGGAUUGUAUUUGAAUGAUUUAAAUUCUCACGGCCUAAGCAAAGAAUUGGUUCUUGCUGGAUGGCAGCACAAUUCCAAACUUGAGAUGACUUUUGACAAGGCAGAGCAGAGAUCUGACGAACUAGAAAAAAGUUACGAACUCCUUGAUACAUGGAAACGAAGAGGAGAUGAUCUAUUAUAUUCAAUGAUACCCAAAACAGUUGCUGACAGGCUUAGAACUGGGAAAACUUCUUCAAUAUGUACCUGUGAGUCAUUCGAAGCUGUGAGUAUUUUGUUCUGUGAACUCGUUGGUUUAACAUCGUCUACUGUCAAGGAAACCAUGGUUGUUGUAACUACUAUGAAUGCUGUAUUUUCGUGUUUCGAUGAAUUAAUGGAUAAAUUCAAUGUUUAUAAGGUUGAAACUGUCGGUCAGGUUUAUAUGGUGGCGAGUGGAGCACCAGAGAGAACAGAAUUACAUGCUCAAAAUAUAGCCGAUUUAGCUUUGACAAUGUUAAAAGCGAUAAAAAAAAUUACAACUCUCGACGGAAAUGGAGUUGAAAUUAGAAUAGGUAUGCACUCUGGUCCUGCUGUAGCAGGAAUUGUAGGGCUUAAAGUUCCCAGGUAUUGUUUCUUUGGGGAUACUGUUAACACAGCUUCCAGGAUGCAGUCGACGAGUGAGCCUGGUAAAAUAAAUAUAUCUUGCGGAUCAAAAAAUCUUCUCUCAAUGGAAAAAUAUAAGAUCGAAUCUCGAGGAAUUGUCAAAGUGAAGGGAAAAGGUGAAAUGCAAACUUACUGGCUUUUAGGAAAGAAACAGUAA